AUGGGUCGCGCACUGAAGUACCAUGAGCAAAAGCUACUUAAGAAAGUAGAUUUGCUCGAGUGGCGGAAAGAGAAUAACGUGCAUGAGAUUAAAGUCAUUCGGCGGUACCGUAUUCCCGACCGCGAGCAGUAUCAUAAGUACAAUCGUCUCGUUGGUCAUAUCUCCCGGGUCGUCUCGCGUCUGAAAAAGCGUCCGGUCACUGACCCUUACCGUAUUCAGACGACCACGACGCUAUUGGAGAAGUUGUACCACCUGGGACUGAUCCAAACCACCAAGAGUCUGCUCAAGGCUGAAGAAGUGACGGUCUCGGCGUUUUGCCGUCGUCGACUGCCCGUCGUGCUCGUGCGCGUGAACAUGGCCGAGAGUCUUAAAGAAGCCACGACGUUCGUGGAGCAGGGACAUGUCCGUGUAGGACCGACUGUUGUGACGGAUCCGGCGUUCCUGGUCACGCGGUCGAUGGAGGACUUUGUCACGUGGGUCGACAGCUCCAAGAUCAAGCGGACGAUCAUGAAGUACAACGACAAGCUCGACGACUACGACUUGCUUGGCAACUAG
Molecule: messenger RNA, 555 nt
Organism: Peronospora matthiolae
Lineage: Eukaryota; Oomycota; Peronosporomycetes; Peronosporales; Peronosporaceae
Source: the annotation of a GenBank genome assembly